This is a messenger RNA of Nerophis ophidion (straightnose pipefish), 10053 nucleotides long. Its product is annotated as protocadherin alpha-C2-like. The transcript is spliced from 4 exons. Gene Ontology annotation, biological process: homophilic cell-cell adhesion. Gene Ontology annotation, cellular component: plasma membrane. The record is from RefSeq and is a predicted model, not a curated record. NCBI's taxonomy places the organism in Eukaryota, Metazoa, Chordata, Actinopteri, Syngnathiformes, Syngnathidae. Gene Ontology annotation, molecular function: calcium ion binding. The coding region runs from base 174 to 3260 and encodes 1028 amino acids.
CAGCGGCAAGGAAACACACCCGUCAGCAGCGCGCAUUGGAGACUGGAAAAAAAAAAAAGCGUAUCACGGACAAAGAAAAUAUGGGCGCGCUGGAGAGGAUUCACCACCGCCGGUACCGACAAUGGCUGAGCCGCUUCUGUUCCAUUCAGCCGGAAUGCAUUUAGCCCACCUUAAUGAGGCGCUGGGACGCGAGGUACUGCAAGCUAAAAAGGCGGAAGGCUGCGUUUGAAACCGUCUGCGGAUCCUAUGAGUUUGCAAUGGAUGUUGCGGGGAUAUGCAACCUGCGAGGGAGCAAUGUGCCUUUUUGUUAUUUUGUGAUAUUCUCCUUAUUUUGUGGCCUUUCGUUCGGACAAUUGCGCUAUUCCAUUACAGAAGAACUGGACAAUGGGGCACUGGUGGCUGAUCUUGCGCAAGACUUGGGGCUGGAUAUUCGAAGGCUGGCCAGCCGGAAAAUCAAGGUAACCUCCAGCAGCAGCAGCAAGCGCUACGUGAUUGUCAACCCUAAAAAUGGCAAAUUGCUUGUUAAUGAGAGGAUCGACAGGGAGGCGCUGUGCGAUGCGUCCAGCAGCUGCCUCAUCAAUCUGGAGGUUCUGGUGGAAAAUCCCACCGAGGUGCACCAUGUUGAGGUGGAAAUUGUGGACGCCAACGAUAAUGCGCCACAGUUCCCUCGGGAGGAGUACCAAGUUGAAAUCACAGAAUCCGCUCUGCCGGGGUCGAGGUACCCGAUUGAAAAUGCCCAGGAUUCCGACAUAGGGUCAAAUUCAGUUCGUUUGUAUCAGCUGAGCACAAAUGACCAUUUUGCCCUGGUAUCCAACAAACCUUCCCUGAACACAAAGAACAUUGAGCUCGUGCUCAAAAAGCCUCUCGAUCGGGAACAGACUGCUUACCACCAGAUCAUUUUGAGUGCUGUUGAUGGCGGGACACCUGAGAAAACAGGCACUGCAAAAAUCAACGUGCGAGUCCUGGAUUCGAAUGACAACGUCCCUAUGUUUGACAACUCCGUAUACAAGGUGAAACUGUUGGAGAAUUCGCCCAAAGACACCCUGGUGAUCAAACUGAAUGCCACCGACCUGGAUGAAGGCACGAAUGGUGAAGUGUACUACUCGUUUAGCAGCUACACUCCUGAGCGAGUCAGGCAGAUGUUCAGCAUGGACACUAAUACAGGAGAAAUAAGAGUAAGGAGAAAUGUUGACUACGAGGAGACCAACUCGUAUGAGAUGUACAUCCAAGCAAUGGACAAAGGUCCAGGGGCGGUGGCGGCACACUGUAAGGUGGUGGUAGAAGUGGUGGACGUGAACGACAACGUCCCUCAGAUCGUGCUGUCAUCCCUGUCGAGCCCUGUGAGGGAGGACGCCCGCGCCGACACGGUCGUGGCCCUGAUCAGUGUCACUGAUCGAGACUCCGGCGCCAACAAGCAGGUGUCUUUAGAGAUCCCGGCAGGCCUCCCUUUCAAAAUCAAGUCCUUCAGAAACUACUACACCCUAGUAUCCUCAGCCUUCUUGGACCGUGAGACCAUUGAUGCCUACAAUGUCACGCUGAGUGCCACAGACGGAGGAAACCCUCCGCUUUCCUCUCAGAAGACCAUCCAGGUGGACGUGGCCGAUGUCAAUGACAACCCACCUCGAUUCGAGCAGACGUCAUACACGGUGUACGUGACCGAGAACAAUAGCCACGGGGCCUCUUUGUGUACUGUAAAGGCUCAAGACGCAGACAUCAAGGAGAAUGCACGCAUCACCUACACAGUUCUCAAUGACAAUAACCACGGCAUCCCUGUCACCUCCUAUGUGUCUGUAAAGGCCGAUACUGGCGAGGCUUAUGCCCUGCGAGCCUUCGACUAUGAAUCACUGAGAGAGUUUCACUUCCAGGUCAAAGCCCAAGAUGGGGGCAUUCCUCCGCUUAGUCGCGUCGCCACCGUCUACAUCUACAUAAUGGAUCAGAAUGACCACGCACCACUCAUCGUCAACCCUCCGGGUAAUGGCACACGCUCCUUAGAGACUGUUCAAAAGAACGCGGAUUCUGGUGCCUUGGUGACCAAAGUGGUGGCAUAUGAUGCGGAUGCCGGUCCAAACGCCUGGCUGGUGUACAUGCUCGAAACCGCCACUGACCUGGACUUGUUUAAGGUGCACGAACACACAGGUGAGAUCAGGACCACUCGUAGGAUCCUGGAAGAUAACUCAACCUCGUUUGCACUAACGGUUUUGGUGAAGGACCACGGACAGCCUGCGCUGUCCUCCACCGCCACCAUCAAUGUGGCUGUCAUGGAGGUGCCCCCUAAAGUUGUCCCUGACCCCAAGAGGAUCAUCCGACCUCACAGCACACUGCUUUUCUCAAACGUGACCCUAUACUUGAUCGUCGCUUUGAGCGCCACCACCUUUGUUUUCCUGGUCACUGUGGUGGUGCUGGCAAUUGUCCGCUGCCAUGCCUAUUGCACCCAACCGGGGUCCUGCUCCCCUUGCUGUGGGUCACAGAAGCCACCUCCUGAUGGCGGCAACAGUAGCGUGAGUGCUGGUGGCCCCGGCGGUGGUGGUGGAGCCGCAGGGCAACCUAAUAAUAAUGUGGUACUCCGGAGGGACCUUAAAGUUGAGCCUCACUACAUCGAAGUGCGCGGAAAUGGCUCGCUAACAAAGACUUACUGCUACAAGACCUGCUUGACGGCCACCUCCGGCAGUGACACCUUCAUGUUCUACAACACAGGACGACCCAUCAGUGGCACCUGGGGCAGUGGCGCUGACCGUUUCUUCACAAGUGGAAGUGGAUUUGUACGCAGACUGAGCAUGCCUGAUGCCUCGCUGCAAAUCUGCCCAGAGCCAAAAGCCCCAAAUGCUGACUGGCGAUAUUCUGCAUCUUUGAGGGCCGGGAUGCAGAGUUCGGUCCACAUGGAGGAGGCCUCUGUGAUGCAGGGUGCCCAAGGAAUGCUGGUCCAGAAUUGGCCCACUGUGUCUAGUGCUGCAGAUGGAGAGGGUGGCGGCGAGCUUUCACCACCAGUAGGCGCCGGUGUCAACAGCAACAGCUGGCACUUCCGUUACGGAGCGGGACAAAGCUACGGCCCACCGCAGGCGCUGAAGCCCGGCGAGAUCCCUCCAGAAGCCUUCAUCAUUCCCGGAUCCCCCGCCAUCAUUUCUAUCCGCCAUGACCCCGGCCCUGUUGACGAUAAAGGUGACUUCAUAAGCUUCGGCAAGAAGGACGAAGCCAAGAAGAAGAAAAAGAAAAAGAAGGAUAAGAAGGAAAAGAAAGAGAAAGGAAAAGAUGAAGAAGAAUAAGGAGAGUUGAAUUGAAGCCAACCUGAUUACAGAGCCAGAAAAAAAGCCAAAUCGAUAUCGUAUAAUUGCAGAAUAUGCAUUAAAUACCAUAUUUACACAGUAUUGUUGCCAUUCAGGCUUUAGGCUCUCUGCGGAAAGCAAAACUGCGAAUCAAAUGCUUUUUCUCUCGUUUGGCUCAUUCGGCCUUCGACUUUAAACAGUAGAAGUUCAUUCUAUUCAAAUGCAUUUUAUGCGAUCAGUAUACGCUGUGAAUUUAUUCAACCCCCGAGUUUGUAUAAUGAAAACCAAAACAGCCAAAAAAAAGAGCAGUUUGUAUUUGAUUAUUGCUAGCACAUCAUGCUGGGUGCUAAGUGAAAGACAAACUGAAAAAUGUGACCUUUUUUUUUUUUUGUCUUCAGUAACACAUACAAAUUCUGCAAAUGUAGUAUUUUGUAUAAAAGGGAAAAAAAACGAACAAGAAACACGUGAUAUGUGGACCGUAAAAUGAGCACCUUAUACAGAAUAAGGUGGCUGAGGCACGCAAGUUGACCGUACAGCUUUCUUUCGGUGUAACAGCACAUAAACGCGCAGCGGCGUCCAAAACACGCAAACCCCCCAAAACACGUGCAAUAUUGGGAAAACACAACAGAAGUACGAUUAAACCAGAAGUUAGCAUCCUACUAGGAAGUAAGCGCUAUAGAUGCUGUCUAUUGGAACAAAGCGUCAACGCGACCGCCAUCUCGAACAGGGGGAGGUCAGAGCUGUUUACCAUAUUAGCCAACUUAGACAGAGGUAUAGACUAUAUUGCCAAAAGUAUUUGGCCACCUGCCUUGACUCAUAUGAACUUGAAGUGCCAUCCCCUUCCUAACCCAUAGGGUUCAAUAUGAUGUCUGUCCACCUUUUGCAGCUAUUACAGCUUCAACUCUUCUGGGAAGACUGUCCACAAGGUUGCGGAGUGUGUUUCUAGGAAUCUUGACCAUUCUUCCAAGAGCGCAUUGGUGAGGUCACGCACUGAUGUUGGUCGAAAAGGCCUGGCUCUCAGUCUCCGUUCUAAUUAAUCCCAAAGAUGUUCUAUCAGGUUCAGGUCAGACUCUGUGCAGGCCAGUCAAGUUAAUUCGCACCCGACUCUGUCAUCCAUGUCUUUAUGGGCCUUGCUUUGUGCACUGGUGCACAGUCGUGUUGGAAGAGGAAGGGGCCCGGUCCAAACUGUUCCCACAAGGUUGGGAGCAUGGAAUUGUCCAAAAUGUUUUGGUAUCGUGGAGCAUUCAAAGUUCCUUUCACUGGAAAUAAGGGGCUAAGCCCAACUCCUGAAAAACAACCCCACACCUUAUUUCCUCCUCCAAAUUACAAACUCCUACCACUUGGUAGCCGAGUUACUGAUGUUCCCAAACUCUUCCAUUUUUUUAUAAUAAAGCCGACAAUUGAUUUUUGAAUAUUUAGACGAGAGGAAAUUUCACGACUAGAUUUGUUACACAGGUGGCAGCCUCUGACAGUUCCACGCUGGAAAUCCCUGAGCUCCUGAGAGCGGCCCAUUCUUUCACAAAUGUUUGUAGAAACAGUCUCCAUGCCUAAGUGCUUGAUUUUCUACACCUGUGGGCCAAGUGAUUAGGACACCUGUUUCUCAUCAUUUGUAUGGUUGGCCAAGUACUUUUGGCAAUAUAGUGUUUCAAGUAAAAUGUUGGCGCCAGUCAGAUCCACAUCGGUCUAAGCAGUCUGACAAAACCCCUGCUCAAGAUAGCGGCCGUGUUGCCUUUCCCUUACAAGAUAAAGGCGGCAUCCACAUUUUCAUAUCUAUUAGCCCUAAGGAGAGCGAUAUACAAAUACAUGAGCCGAAUGUCCUGAAAAAGGUUGCUGUUGGUGUGAAAAUGUAUUUCUAUUAGAUUGUUUUAAACAAUACCAUGGAGCUACCAAUUUAAAGCCCCACUUAAGAACUUUCCGUUUUGGAAACAAAGAGGUAGUGUUUUGCCUGAAGAAAUAGCACAUUUCCCAUGAAGACCAGCAGAUAGGGUUAGUCAAUCAGUAUGACCGAUCUUUGCACAGUAGGAACCUACAUAUUUUACUCAAAUUUUAUAUUGCAGUUUGCUUACAUCGCAUUGUUUUUUCUUGAUAAUGUACUUUUGAGAUUGUUGCGUGGCUGCUCGUGUCAGUGUGGAACUAUGAACUAUCAUGUCGAUGGCUAUUUAUUGCUACCAUGCAAAUUUCCGAUGGUUAAUGUUGGCAUUAUCGUUUUGACUUGAGCAACAAAAGGUAUUUAUUAGUAAAGUAGUAACAGAGCCAAGGCAGCAUUGGUCGGAAAUCCCUCCCCGUCUCUGAGCUUAAAACUUUUUGUUUAUUUGUUUUUUUUGCAGUUUCUGCGAUGAUAGGUGUACUUGCACAUAGGCGUUCGCAUCGACUUAGCUCUUUGUAACAAAUAGGGAAGAGAGGAGUGAAGUAUGCCGUAAAACAAAUCAGCACAUUUGUAGUUUUUUGUGUGGCAGGGUUCCUGCCACCCCCCUCAAAGUUGCUUAAUUCCAAUGAAAGCGAAACAGACCCCCUCAGGACAUGACAGAGGUGUAAUUCAACCAGUUGGAAGUCCAUGUAUCACCCGAAAAAGUUAUUAAGAUAUUUUAUGAAGGUUGAAAAGUUACGUAAUGGGUAGUGUUUUCCCCAUGUUGCAUGUGUUUUGGAUGUUGCUGUCCCCGUCAGCCACACUAGUCAAGGGCCUACGCUGGGUUGCACCAACUCUGUGAAGGUUAGAUCCCAGGUUAAAUUAGUGGCUUGUUAGAAAAUUACAACAUUUGAUUGUAUUGUAAUUGUUAAGGGACAUUCCAUGGCUAGAGUUAGGUUCAGCAUUAAGACGAUAGAUAAAUAUGGAAUGAGAAAUGGUCACCAGCCACUGUGCGGAUAUUGGUUUGACAAUAUUGAUCCUCAAAGGAUGAGACCAUGAGGUUUAAUAUGAGUUUUUGUAUUUUUGUAAUUCCAUCCUCUGCAACUCGGUAGCGCAUUUUAAAGUACACCAUUGUACACCGUCCGGAGAGCGGGCAUCCUCUGCAAUGGGCACCUGGUUCUGUUAUGGUUUUCACACUUUUUUACUUAUGUGAAAUGAUUUCUAUACUUUUUUUAAAUCGAACAUUGAAUUUGAUGCAUGUUAUGUACUAAAACAAAUAGUAAUUUGUUUUGGUGAUCAUUAAAACAUACAUUCGUAAGCCAUCCUAAAUCAACCCCGAUCAACAUUCAAACCCAGUCUUUCAAGACUAGCACUAAGGCAGUAUAAGGGGUCAUUUGCCAUCAUAUUAUUAUCAAUGAAGGAACAGGAAGUGACUAAGCUAAGCAGGUUUGCAGGAAAAUGUCAUAUGAAGCGCCCUGUCAAUCAUUAAUUGACAUUUUAUGUGCGCUUCUUUAGGCAAAACGAUUAGCAUAUAUAAAUGUACAUUGCAGAGGGCGCUGGUUCUCAGGAGGGUGUGGGCAAUGAUGAAAUCUUAAAAUCGUGUCCACCCCAUAAAAGUCAAUGUGACAUUUAAUUUAAUUGUUAAUUAAGUCAAACCAUUUUGAAAGAAAUAUAUUGAAAAAAAUAAUUUGAGAUGGUUAUUCUGGCCAGAAUGAUGGUGGACAUUUUUGGUAUGAAACUUUACAUGGAACAAAUUGAAUGAGAACUUGAAAAGUACAUGUGAUUUGUAGAAACAUUCAAAAUAUCCUUUAGGAAAUCAUUGUAAAUGGGGGGAAAACAAUAGGAUGAACACACUUUAAUAUAAGUGAGUACAAUUAUGUGACUUCGUAUCAUUUGCACUGGCUUUGUUGUUCGCUUAACUAUUUUAUAGUCGCCGCUUGUACUCUAGUGAUGCAGUGUUAACUGGGGAGCAUACGUCAUGUGCAGCUGAUGCAAUCGCCACCUGACCAUUGCCUCUUUUCUUGGAAUAUAGCGCAGUACGGCGUCUCCACCCCAAUCUGAGAUGCACAUAACUAUGAACAAACUAUUUUCCCUCUCCAUACCCUCUGUAAAAGGUACUGAUGGACGAUACAGCAUUCUUGAUGAUGAGAUUGCGUCACGCGGCUGUAUAGCGGCAACGUCAAGCCUGGUACCUCUACUUCAUUUUUUGAAUGUUGAGUAGAUGUUCCUCUCUAGCCCAUCACCACUUGUAGGACGUGCUUGGCUCCUCCCGCUAAUUGACUGUCGGGAAUAUUAUUACUACUUGAAAGUCGCUCCCCUUAUGGACUGUGCAAGAAUAGCACAUAAACAUACCCCUAAACAUAGGACACACAUCAAACAUACAGUGGUACCUCAAUUUAUGAUCUUAGUUGGGUCUGUGACGGUGCUCUUAACACAAAACACUUUUAUCUCAAAUCUAGCAUUGAAAUGAAUUCAAUGGAAUUUAUCUGUGCUAUGCCCUCUCCCCCAAAACACAUUUUAAAAAGAAAAACAAACUUAUAGAUAGGAAAUAUUGUAUAGCAACAAAACAAUUGAAUGUAGUACAAACAACUACAGUAGUUUUAUGAAGUAGUGUAAUGAAAUGAAAUGAAGUGAAAUUUAAAUAGCGCUUUUUCCUCAAGUGACUCAAAGCGCUUUACAUAGUGAAACCCAAUAUCUAAGUUACAUUCAAACCAGUGUGGGUGGCACUGGGAACAGUUGGGUAAAGUGUCUUGCCCAAGGACACAACGGCAUUGACUAUGAUGGUGGAAGCAGGGAUCGAACCUGCAACCCUCAAGUUGCUGGCACGGCCGCUCUACCAACCGAGCUAUACCGGCCAUCGUAAUAAUAAUGUACAGCAUUUACAGUUCCUUGGAGAGUGGACUUUGAUGGUACAUGCAUCUCCUUCCAGCUGCUUCUAGGUCAAAUACGUCAUCUGCAGCUUUUCUAUAUUUUCAUGGAUAAAUGCCUGCUGUUUAAAUAUUAUUAUAUCACUUUUCGAUGGCUGAGGUGGCGACUUGUCCAGGGUGUACCCCGCCUUCCACCCGAUUGUAACUGCCAGCGCCCCCCGCAACCCCAAAAGGGAAUAAGCGGUAGAAAAUGGAUGGAUGGAUGGAUGGCACUUUUCGCUGCCAUUCUGCUUCAGUAUGGUGAAGCAGUGAUAUGCUCAAAGUGCUUAAUAAUAUUUUUGAUGAUUUCUUUCUUUAAUUCAAUUAAUAUCAUCCAUUUUUUCCCAGCUUUGUCCUUCAAAUUACCUUUCUUCCUUCCCAUGCUUGGAAAAUGCUGGUGGGUAAGACCAGAUGUUUUGGGCGGGUUAACGAAGGCAUUUUCUACGCCAACGAAUUAGGGAUGACUGUAACUCAAGUUUUUGCUUGUAUAAGAGCGCUUAACUAAAAACACUUUUGAGUUGAGGUACCACUGUACACACCUUUGUGAUAAUUCCUAAGAUUUCUUUGAUAUUGUACUUUUUUUUUUUGAUACAACGCUAAACGGGGGUUUGUGUUGCUUCAAUUUACGGGAUCCAUGUUUGGUUUUUGGCCAAGCUGAGGCUCUUAAUCAGGAAAAUGAUAACAAAUAGAAAGAAUUGCAUGAUGUCAAAUGUAGUUGAUGAUGCAGUUUUUGACGGAAGGCCUUUAUUAAUUGUACCAACACUGGUUUAAGGCGCUGGAAGAAUUCUCUAGCACAGUGAUUCUCAAACUGGUACGUGGGCUCCAUCUCGCGGUAUGCCAAAGAAUCACUUAAUUAAAUCUUUAAACACAGUGUUACUGUUCGAACUGUGUGUAAUGUUACGGUGGACACAAAUAUUUAAAACGCUUGUUAAAUAAAACCUCUGCCUUGUUUUUAGUGAAUAUUUUAUUGUUGGUCAUGAUGGUGGUACUUGGAGAGCCAGGUGUCUUCUGAGGUGGUACUCGGUGGGAAAAGUUUAAGAAGCACUGCUCUAGCAUUACUUUUGCUGAAUUUUGGCAAACAAGCAGUAGUUUUUAUAAACUGUUUGAGACGUCCAUAAAGAAAUCAAUAUAGCUCAUUGUGAACUGUACAGUCAAAUACUUUAUUUUGCCCAAAUAUUUGAGAAAAUCAUGUUGGAGCAUAUAUUGAGCUGCAGGCAUUGGAACUGGACAUUUGUCAUCUCAUGUUAGUGUUCCUUUUUCUAGAGCCGUCCUAUUUCUAGCCUAUCUGGCUCAAACCCAACCAUGCUCACACGUCUUUGUCCCCGUCCGUCCGUCAUGUGUUCUCCUGUGCUGUUAGAUCACCAAGUGGCUGUUUGCAUGUUAUAAGCAAAGGAAACAGAUAUUAUAUAAAUACUAUAUACAACUAAAUAUGUUUUAUUUCACCAGUAAAUGUGUACUGAAACCACAAACCUGUGACACACUUCCAUCCACGCAUACUGUGAACUCCAACAGUACUGCAAAUUGUGGCAAAAACCUAAAAGUAUCACAUUAUUCUACUUCUGUAAAUUCCAAUAAUGCUUUUGUGUAAUGUUAUGAAUUGCCUUUUGGGGUUUUUAUUUGCGCAUAUGAUUUUCAUAAAUAAGAAAAUCAACCCUUAAACUUGUGUUACGCAUUGAAAUGAUGAUCAAACAAACACUAUUGUGAACUCAUGUACACCCUCUUCCCCCCAUAUCUAUUCCAUGCUUAAUAGAGACAAAAACGUAAGAAAAAAGAUGAUAAAAAACCAAAAACUCAAAAUACAUAAAAAGUAAAAAAAAUAAACAAAGUUGAUGUUUUCUCUGCUUGUGUAUAGUGAAUGUUUGUCGGUCACUGGGUGUGGCAAUGGUUGGCACAUGCUAGUCGACUGUGACAGUGCAGAAAUGUUCAUAAACUUCUUUUGUACACCUGCUUAUUGUUGAGGUGAUAAUAGUGCUUCUAAAGAGUUCAUCAACCUGGUAAAUGUGUUUUGUUAAGUCACAAAUAAAGUUUUUUCUUAAAUAUC